Molecule: messenger RNA, 19260 nt
Organism: Knipowitschia caucasica
Lineage: Eukaryota; Metazoa; Chordata; Actinopteri; Gobiiformes; Gobiidae
Source: the annotation of a GenBank genome assembly
AUGUGGCCGGUGUGUGGGUGCAGUGAGGAGGCCUGUGGUGUGUGUGAACGCUGUGUGGAUGUGCUCCUGGCUCUGGGUCACUCUUCCUUACAUGGCCUCGCUGUACACAGAGUUGUGGGUGGGCCGUUCUGUUCUGCCUGGGACCUUACAUGGGACGAUGAGGUGGUCCUGCAGUGCUCUGCCACUCUGCACAAAGAGCAGCAGAAGCUUUGCCUCGCGGCUGAAGGCUUCGGGAACAGACUUUGCUUCCUCGAGUCUAUCUCCAACUCAAAGAAUGUGCCUCCAGACCUGUCCAUCUGCACCUUUGUGUUGGAGCAGUCUCUGUCGGUGCGUGCGCUGCAGGAGAUGCUCGCCAACACAGAAGACAAGGCCGACGCGACUGCGCAGGGCGGCGGCCAUCGCACUCUUCUGUACGGACACGCCGUGCUGCUGCGACACUCCUACAGCUCCAUGUACCUUUGCUGUCUGUCCACAUCGCGCUCAUCCACAGACAAGCUGGCCUUUGACGUGGGGCUGCAGGAGGACACGACCGGAGAGGCCUGCUGGUGGACCAUCCAUCCAGCCUCAAAGCAGCGCUCAGAGGGAGAGAAGGUCCGAGUCGGGGAUGACCUGAUCCUGGUCAGCGUCUCGUCUGAGAGAUAUCUCCACCUUUCGUACGGCACAGACAGUCUCCACGUGGACGCAGCCUUCCAGCAGACCCUGUGGAGUGCGGCUCCCAUCUGCUCCGGCAGCGAGGUGGCUCAAGGGUUUCUGAUCGGAGGAGAUGUGAUGCGCCUCCUUCACGGCCACAUGGACGAGUGUCUGACUGUCCCGUCUGGAGAACAUGGGAACGAACACAGACGGUCUGUGCAUUAUGAAGGAGGAGCCGUGUCCAGCCACGCUCGCUCACUGUGGAGACUGGAGACACUCAGAGUGAUGUGGAGCGGGAGCCACAUCCGAUGGGGUCAGCCGUUCCGAUUGCGUCAUGUGACCACAGGGAAGUACCUGAGUUUGAGCCACGACCGGGUUCUGCUGCUCAUGGACAAAGACCGGGCCGACAUCAAGUCUACUGCCUUCUGCUUCAGGUCCUCCAAGGAAAAACUCGAUCCAGGAGUGAGAAAGGAGGUGGAUGGAAUGGGCACUCCAGACAUUAAAUAUGGGGACUCGGUGUGCUAUAUUCAGCACGUGGACACGAGUUUGUGGCUCACCUACCAGACUGUGGACGCCAAGUGUGCGCGAAUGGGAGGAGUGCAAAGAAAGGCCAUAAUGCACCAUGAGGGCCACAUGGACGACGGGCUGACGCUGUCUCGGUCCCAGCAUGAGGAAAGUCGCGCUGCUCGGGUCAUCCGCAGUUCCGCCUUCCUCUUCAACCUCUUCAUCCGGGAUCUAGAUACAUUAAGGAGAAAAGGAAAGAGCUCCUCCUCAGACCUCCCCAUAGACUCGGUCAACCUCAGCUUGCAGGACCUGAUUGGUUAUUUCCAACCCCCUGAUGAGCAGCUGGAGCAUGAAGUCAAGCAGAAUCGCCUGAGAGCACUAAAGAAUCGGCAGAACCUGUUCCAAGAAGAGGGGAUGAUCAGCCUGGUGCUGGAGUGCAUAGACCACCUUCAUGUCUACAGCAGCGCGGCACAUUUCGCUGAAGUUGUUGGACAAGCAGCUGGAGAGGCCUGGAGCUCCAUUCUCAACUCCCUCUAUGAGCUGCUGGCUGCUCUGAUCCGAGGAAACAGAAAGAACUGUGCCCAGUUCUCCAGCUCUCUGGACUGGCUCAUCAGCCGACUGGAGAGACUGGAGGCCUCGUCUGGGAUACUGGAGGUGCUUCACUGUGUGCUGGUGGAGAGUCCAGAGGCCCUGAACAUUAUCAAAGAGGGUCAUAUCAAAUCCAUCAUAUCACUGCUGGAUAAACAUGGACGCAACCAUAAGGUCCUGGAUGUGCUCUGCUCCCUCUGUGUGUGUAAUGGUGUGGCAGUGCGAUCCAACCAACACCUCAUCUGUGACAACCUGCUCCCGGGACGAGACCUGCUCCUACAGACCAGACUCACCAACCACGUCAGCAGCAUUCGUCCCAACAUUUUCCUGGGGGUCAGUGAGGGUUCUGCUCAAUACAAGAAAUGGUACUAUGAGCUGAUUGUGGACCAGGCCAAAGCCUUCAUCACAGCUGAGGCGACUCACCUGAGAGUGGGCUGGGCCAACACCAGCGGCUAUGGUCCCUGCCCCAGUGGAGGCGAGGGCUGGGGGGCUAAUGGCAUCGGGGAUGACCUGUACUCCUAUGGAUUUGAUGGGCUACACCUCUGGUCAGGUUGUGUUGCUCGUACAGUCAGCUCCCCAAACCAGCACCUCUUGAAGGCUGAGGACGUGGUGAGCUGCUGCCUUGAUCUGAGCGUGCCCAGUAUUUCCUUCAGGAUCAAUGGACAACCGGUCCAGGGCAUGUUUGAGAACUUCAACUCAGAUGGGCUUUUUUUCCCCGUGGCAAGCUUCUCUGCCGGAGUCAAGAUUCGGUUUCUCUUGGGCGGCCGUCAUGGGGAGUUCAAGUUCCUUCCGCCUCCUGGAUACGCUCCUUGUUAUGAAGCGGUUUUGCCAAGAGAAAAGCUCAAACUAGAAGCCAGCGCUGAUCAUACGGCUGCACAAGACCUCCUCGGACCAACUGUGACGUUAAGCCAAGCAGCCUUCACUCCCACCCCUGUAGAUACCAGCCAGAUUGUGCUUCCGCCUCAUCUGGAGAGAAUCCGUGAGAAGCUGGCAGAAAACAUCCAUGAGCUGUGGGUUAUGAACAAGAUUGAACUGGGGUGGACUUUUGGCGCAGUACGAGAUGACAACAAGCGGCAACAUCCUUGUUUGGUGGAAUUUGCUAAGCUUCCGGAGCAAGAGUGCAGCUACAACCUCCAGAUGUCCCUAGAGACCCUGAAGACCCUUCUGGCUCUGGGGUGCCAUGUUGGCCUGGCAGAUGAGCACGCUGUGGAAAAGGUCCGAAACAUGAAACUGUCUUCAACAUAUGAGCUCUCCAGUGGGUACAAGCCAGCUCCUCUGGACCUCAGCCACAUCAAACUGACCUCCACACAGGAGGCCAUGGUGGACAAACUGGCCGAAAAUGCUCACAAUGUCUGGGCUCGCGACCGCAUCCGGCAGGGAUGGACCUAUGGCAUCCAGCAGGACGUGAAAAAUCGCAGAAAUCCUCGGCUUGUUCCAUACGUAUUGCUGGAUGAAAGAACCAAGAAAUCAAACAAAGACAGUCUUCGAGAAGCCGUGCGGACUCUACUGGGCUACGGCUACAACCUGGAAGCUCAGGACCAGGACCACACCCAGUCUGACUUCAGCUGCAUGUCGACUGAGAGGUUCCGUAUUUUCAGAGCCGAGAAAACCUACUGUGUAAAUGCUGGGAAGUGGUACUUUGAGCUGGAGGUGCUCACUGCGGGACAAAUGAGAGUGGGCUGGGCCAGACCAGGCUGCCUCCCAGACCUAGAGCUGGGCUCUGACGACCAGGCUUUCGUCUUUGAUGGCUUCAAGGUUCAGCGCUGGCACCAGGGUAACGAGCACUUUGGGCGGGCCUGGCAGACUGGGGAUGUUGUGGGCUGUAUGGUAGACCUCAACGAACACACCAUGAUGUUCACUCUCAAUGGAGAAGUGAUGCUGGACGACUCUGGCUCAGAACUCGCCUUUAAGGACUUUGAGAUCGGAGACGGUUUUAUUCCUGUGUGUAGUCUGGGGGUCUGUCAGAUCGGCCGAAUGAACUUUGGCAAAGAUGUGAGCUUGCUGAAAUAUUUCACCAUCUGCGGUCUGCAGGAGGGAUAUGAACCGUUUGCAGUCAACAUGAACCGUGACGUCACCAUGUGGCUGAGCAAGAGGCUGCCUCAGUUUGUCCCUGUGCCUCCCCUCCACCAGCACAUAGAGGUGACACGGAUCAAUGGCAGUGUAGAGUCCUGUCCUUGCCUGAAGGUCACGCAGAGGUCCUUUGGCUCUCAGAACAACAACCCCGACAUCAUGUUCUACAGGUUGAGCAUGCCUGUGGAGUGUGCCGAGUGUCUCUCCAGAAGUCCAACCAACAGCAGCUUUUUCUCACCUAAAAAGGAGCUAGAGGACUUUGAAACCGUUUCAGAUUUUGAGGUUCUGAUGAAGACACAGAGCUACAGUGGUCCCAACGGCCCUGAGAAAGACGAGUACAACAACCACAAAGAUUACACCCAAGAGAAGCCCUCCAAGCUCAAGCAGAGAUUCAUGCUGAAGAGGAAUAAGCCGGACAACAGUUGCCCUACUGUGACCCCUCAGCCUGAGGAAGAGCGGGCUGAUGACAGGGAAGACAAGGACGAGUAUGACAUGCAUGCCUCAACUUACUUCUACUCUGUGAGGAUCUUCCCAGGGCAGGAGCCCAGCAGUGUGUGGGUGGGGUGGGUCACCUCGGACUUCCAUCAGUACGACCCUGGCUUUGAGCUGCAGAAGGUGCGCACAGUCACUGUCACUCUCGGAGACGAGAAGGGAAAAGUGCACGAGAGUAUAAAGCGCAGUAAUUGCUACAUGGUGUGGGCUGGAGAAAGCAGCAGUCCUGGUCAGGGCAGGAACAAUAAUGGAUUAGAGAUUGGCUGUUUGGUGGACACGACCUCAGGCCUGUUAUCCUUCACUGCCAACGGCAAAGAGCUUAGCACUUUCUAUCAGGUGGAGCCCAGCACCAAGCUGUUCCCUGCAGUGUUUGCCAAGGCCACGAGUCCCAAUGUUUUCCAGUUUGAGUUAGGUCGCAUCAGGAACAUUAUGCCUCUAUCUGCGGCUCUGUUCAGAAGUGAGCGGACAAACCCCUCUCCUCAGUGCCCUCCGCGCCUCCACGUUCAGUUCCUUACUCCAGUUUUAUGGAGCCGAGUCCCCAACCACUUUCUCAAGGUGGGUGUGUCCUGGAUCAAUGACAGACACGGCUGGCUGGUGCAGUGCUCCGAGGCUCUGCAGUUCAUGUCGCUGCACAUCCCAGAGGAGAACAGGUCGGUGGAUGUUUUGGAGCUAUCAGAACGAAAGGAGCUCUUGCGGUUCCACUACCACACGCUCAGACUGUAUUCUGCCAUCUGUGCCCUGGGGAACCGGCGUGUGGCCCAUGCUCUGUGCUCCCACGUGGAUGAGGCCCAACUGCUGCAGGCCAUUCAGGACAAGUACAUGCCUGGGCUGUUGCGAGCCGGUUACUACGACCUCCUCAUCGACAUCCACUUGAGCAGCUACGCCACAGCGCGUCUCAUGAUGAACGAUGAGUACAUUGUCCCGAUGACAGAGGCCACAAAGAGCAUUACUCUGUUUCCCGAAGACUCCAAUGAACAAGGGCUCCCAGGCAUUGGUCUGAGCACCUCUCUCCAGCCCCGAAUGCUUUUCUCCUCCCCUAACUUCAUUUGUAACCGCUCUGUACACUACACCCACAGUGCCGACAGUGCACUUUCAGGAGACUGCUUCCAGUACAGCCCCGAGUUCCCUCUGGGCGUCCUGAAGGAGAAGACCAUCGAGAUGCUGACCGAGGCGGUGCAGGAGGGGAGCAAGCACGUGCGAGACCCCAUUGGCGGAAGCACGGAGUUCCUGUUCGUGCCUGUCCUCAAACUGGUGUACACCAUGCUCAUCAUGGGACUGUUCCACAAUGGAGACCUGAAGAGGAUUCUGCGUCUGAUCGAACCCAAUGUGUUUUCAGAGCAGGGGCCUGAGCAGCAGCGAUCUGUGGCCAAAGAAGGGCUGCUGCAGAUGAAGCUUCCAGAGUCUGUCAAACUACAGAUGUGCCACGUGCUGUGUUUCCUGUGCGACUGCCAGCUCCGCCAUCGGAUCGAGGCCGUGGUGGCGUUUUCUGACGACUUUGUGGCGUCUCUUCAGGACAAUCAGCGUUUUCGAUACAAUGAAGUCAUGUUAGCUCUUAACAUGUCUGCUGCCCUCACUGCAAAGAAGACCAAAGAGUUCCGCUCCCCUCCCCAGGAGCAGAUCAACAUGCUGUUAAACUUUAAGGAUGAGAAGCAGGAGUGUCCUUGUCCCCACGAUAUCCGGGAGCAGCUGCUGGACUUCCACGAUGACCUCAUGAGGCACUGUGAACUGGAUGAAGACAGAUCCUUGGACCGCGGCGCAGACGUCACCAUCAGGGGGCGCCUCAUGUCCUUAGUGGAGAAAGUGUCGAAUCUGAAGAAGAAGAUGGCACACCUCCCUCUGGAAACGCACGGACGCAAGCUGAGCACCCUUCAGCAGCUCAUCUCCGACACCAUGGUGCGCUGGGCUCAGGAGGCUGUGAUAGACGACCCAGAACUGGUCCGAGCCAUGUUUGUCCUUCUCCAUCGCCAAUAUGACGGCAUCGGAGGACUGGUCCGAGCUCUUCCAAAGACUUACACCAUAAACUCAGUCUCGAUAGAGGACACAAUCACUCUCCUGGCUGCUCUGGGUCAGAUCCGCUCUCUGCUGAGUGUGCGCAUGGGGCGUGAAGAGGAGAAACUUAUGAUCCGGGGGCUGGGUGAUAUUAUGAACAACAAGGUCUUCUACCAGCACCCUAACCUGAUGAGAGCGCUGGGCAUGCACGAGACUGUCAUGGAGGUCAUGGUCAAUGUCCUGAGUGGAGGAGACUCUAAGGAAAUUACCUUCCCCAAAAUGGUGGCAAACUGUUGUCGAUUUCUGUGUUACUUCUGUCGCAUCAGCCGCCAGAACCAGAAGGCCAUGUUUGACCAUCUCAGUUACCUCCUGGAGAACAGCAGCGUGGGACUAGCUUCACCUUCCAUGCGCGGUUCCACUCCUCUGGACGUGGCCGCGGCGUCUGUUAUGGACAACAACGAGCUGGCUUUGGCUUUGAGGGAACCAGACCUGGAGAAGGUGGUGCGGUACCUGGCUGGCUGUGGCCUGCAGAGUUGUGUGAUGUUAGUCUGCAAAGGUUACCCCGACAUCGGAUGGAACCCUGUGGAAGGAGAGCGCUACUUGGACUUCCUGCGUUUUGCUGUGUUUUGUAACGGGGAAAGUGUGGAAGAAAACGCUAAUGUGGUGGUGAGACUGCUGAUCCGUCGACCGGAGUGUUUCGGCCCCGCUCUUCGAGGAGAAGGAGGAGAUGGUCUGUUGUCGGCCAUGGAGGAAGCCAUUAAGAUUUCCCAGGAUCCCUGUAGAGAUGGCCCCUCCCCCACAUCUGAGAGCAAUCGGACCCUGGAAUUGAUGGAGGACGAAGAGGACGACACCAUCCACAUGGGAAACGCCAUCAUGACCUUUUACUCGGCACUGAUCGACUUGCUCGGCCGCUGUGCUCCUGAGAUGCAUCUGAUCCACGCGGGCAAAGGUGAAGCCAUUCGCAUCAGGGCCAUUCUGCGCUCCCUCAUUCCCAUCAAGGACCUCGUGGGGGUCAUCAGUAUCCCCUUCUCCAUGCCCAGCCUCACUAAAGAUGGGGUGGUUUUGGAGCCUGACAUGUCGGCUGGCUUCUGUCCGGACCACAAAGCAGCCAUGGUACUGUUUCUGGAUCGUGUCUAUGGGAUUGAAGACCAGAACUUUCUCCUGCACUUACUUGAGAUUGGCUUUUUACCUGAUCUGAGAGCUGCCGCCUCUCUUGAUACUGUGGCCCUCAGUGCGACAGACAUGGCACUGGCUUUGAAUCGUUACCUCUGUACGGCGGUGCUCCCCCUGCUGACUAAAUGUGCGCCUCUGUUUGCGGGCACGGAGCCGUUUGCUUCCCUGAUCGACUCCCUGCUCCACACUGUGUACCGCCUGUCCAGAGGCUGCUGUCUGACCAAGGCCCAGCGUGACGCCAUCGAGGAGUGCCUGCUCUCUGUCUGCGGGAAGCUGAGGCCUUCCAUGAUGCAGCACCUGCUGAGGAGGCUGGUAUUUGAUGUCCCUCUGCUGAAUGAACACACCAAGAUGCCUUUGAAGCUGCUAACCAACCACUACGAGCGCUGCUGGAAGUACUACUGUCUGUCUGGAGGCUGGGGCAGCUUCGGGGCAGCAUCAGACGAGGAGCUGCACCUCUCCAGGAAACUCUUCUGGGGAAUCUUUGAUGCUCUGUCGCGUAAGCCGUACGAGCAAGAGCUGUUUAAGCUGGCCUUGCCCUGUCUCAGUGCUGUCGCCGGGGCCCUCCCUCCAGACUACAUGGAGUCCAAUUACAUGACUCUGAUGGAGAAGCAGUCUUCCAUGGACUCUGAGGGGAACUUCACUCCUCAGCCUGCAGACAUCACCAGUAUCGCUGUGCCUGAAAAACUGGACUGUUUCAUCACACGAUAUGCAGAACACAACCAUGAGAAGUGGUGUACAGAAAAGUUUUCCUCUGGCUGGUCCCAUGGAGACCAGAUCUGUGAGAUCGCUAAAACCCACGCUUUACUGAAGCCUUACAAGAGCAUCCCAGAGAAGGAAAGGGAGGCGUAUCGCUGGCCUGUAACAGAGUCUCUGAAGACCAUGCUCUCAUGGGGCUGGAGCAUCGAGCGCAUCAAAGAGUCAGACCCAGCAAAUCUCUGCAACAAGUCCAGAAGAAUCUCCCAGAUCAGCCAGCUGUCGUUUGAGGGUGGUCCAGCUUUCUUCCCCAGGCCCAUCGAUAUGAGCAACGUAACACUAUCCAGAGAUAUGCAGUCCAUGGCAGAGCUGCUUGCUGAGAAUUACCAUAAUAUCUGGGCCAGGAAAAAGAAACAGGAGCUAGAAGCUAAAGGAGGUGGGAACCAUCCGCUCUUAGUCCCAUAUGACACACUGACCGCUAAAGAGAAGGCCAAAGACAGAGAAAAGGCUCAGGACAUCCUCAAGUUCCUACAGAUCAAUGGAUACAUUUUGUCCAGGGGGGUAAAGUCUCCAGAACUAGACACUCCUGCGAUAGAGAAGCGCUUUGCCUACACUUUCUUGCAGCAACUUAUUGCGUAUGUGGACCAGGCGCAUCAGCACAUGUUAGACUUCGAUGUGGGCACAAGGCAAAAGGGAGAGAAGAUUCCUCACGAACAGCAGAUUAAAUUCUUUGGGAAGGUGGUUCUUCCUUUAUUGGAUCAGUACUUCAAAAACCACCGGCUCUACUUCUUGUCUACAGCCAUACACCUCAUAAGCAGCGGUGGUCAUGCCUCCAACAAGGAGAAGGAGAUGGUCACCAGCCUUUUCUGCAAACUGGGUGUUCUGGUCAGACACAGGAUAUCCUUAUUUGGGAGCCACGCAAGCUCCAUCGUGAACUGUCUGCAGAUCCUUGGACAGAGCUUGGAUGCCAGGACAGUGAUGAAGACUGGUCUGGAGUCAGUGAAAGUGGCCCUGCGGUGCUACUUUUUGAACGCGGCUGAGGAUCUGGAAAAGACCCAAGAAAACCUGCAGCUGGGUCAGUUUAGCCACAGCCGAGAGCAGCCGCGUGGAGUCACUCAGAUCAUCAACUACACCACAGUGGCUCUGCUGCCGGUGCUCUCCUCUCUGUACGAGCACAUCGGCGAGAACGCCUUCGGAGAGGACUUGAUCCUGGACGAUGUUCAGGUUUCCUGCUACAGAAUUCUCAACAGUCUGUACCUCUUGGGCACCAACACAAGCAUCUAUGUGGAGAGACAGCGGCCUGCUUUAGGAAAGUGUCUGGCGGCAUUUUCUGCUGCUUUUCCUGUUGCUUUCCUGGAGCCCCACCUGAACAAGUUCAACCCCUUUUCUAUCUACAACAGCAGACCUGCAAAAGAGCGCAUUGCCCUGGGGCUCCAAGGACAGGUCAGCCAAGUUUGUCCGCUCCUCCCCAACCUGGACACGUGUCUGCAGGAGAUCACUGAUCUGGCACAGUCUGGCAUGAGGUACACACAGAUGCCUCACGUGAUGGAAGUGGUGCUGCCUAUGUUGUGUAACUAUAUGUCCCACUGGUGGGAGCACGGCCCAGAGAACACAGCGGAGCGGGCAGAAGGCUGUUGCACAGCGGUCACCUCGCAGCACAUGAACGCUCUGUUGGGAAACAUCCUGAAGAUCAUCUAUAACAACCUGGGCAUUGAUGAAGGAGCCUGGAUGAAGCGGCUGGCGGUCUUUUCGCAGCCCAUCAUCAUCAAGGCACAACCAGAACUUCUCAAGACCCACUUCCUGCCUCUUAUGGACAAACUCAAGAAAAAAGCGUCAGUGGUUCUUCUGGACGAGGAGCACAGUAAAGCAGAGGGCAGAGGGGAGAUGUCAGAGACAGAGCUGCUCAUCAUGGACCAGUUCACCGUCUUGGUGCGGGACUUGUACGCCUUUUACCCGCUACUCAUCCGAUUUGUGGACUACAACAGGGCUCGGUGGUUGCGGGAGUCGGACCCAGACGCUGAGGAGCUGUUCAGGAUGGUGGCUGAAGUCUUCAUAUUUUGGUCAAAAUCUCACAAUUUCAAGAGAGAGGAGCAGAACUUUGUGGUACAGAAUGAAAUCAACAACAUGUCGUUCCUCAUCUCUGACACUAAGUGUAAAAUGUCAAAGGGCUUGGUGUCGGACCAGGAAAGGAAGAAGAUGAAGAGGAAGGGAGACCGCUACACCAUGCAGACCAGUCUGAUUGUGGCCACGCUGAAGAGGCUGCUGCCUGUGGGGCUCAACAUGUGUGCUCCUGGGGAACAAGAGCUGAUCGCACUGGCCAAGAACCGCUUCACGCAGAAGGACACUGAAGUUGAAGUCCGAGAGACUAUCAGAAGCAACCUGCACCUGCAGGGAAAGCUGGAGGAUCCAGCCAUCCGCUGGCAGAGGGCCUUGUAUCGAGAACUCCCCAGUCACUGUGAAGAAUUCUCAGACCCAGACAAGACUGUGGACAGGGUCCUGGACAUUGCUCAUGUGCUUUUUCAUCUGGAUCAGGUGGAGCAUCCUCAGCGCAGUAAGAAGGCUGUGUGGCACAAGCUGCUCUCCAAACAGAGAAAGAGGGCAGUGGUGGCAUGCUUCAGAAUGGCACCUCUUUAUAACUUACCACGGCACCGAGCAGUCAACCUGUUCCUGCAGGGCUACGAGAAGUCCUGGAUAGAAGCAGAAGAGCACUACUUUGAGGAUAAACUCAUCGAGGAUCUGGCUAAACCUGGUGAACAGGAAACGUUGGAAGAGGAAGAAGGAGUAAAGCUCAUCGAUCCUUUGCAUCAGCUCAUUCAGCUGUUCAGCAGAACUGCUCUCACUGAGAAAUGUAAACUGGAUGAGGAUUUGCUGUACAUGGCUUACGCGGAUAUUAUGGCGAAGAGCUGCCACGAUGAAGAGGAUGAAGACGGAGAAGAAGUGAAGACGUUUGAGGAGAAAGAGAUGGAGAAGCAGAAGCUGUUGUACCAGCAGGCUCGGCUGCACGACCGAGGAGCUGCAGAGAUGGUUCUCCAAACGCUGAGUGCAAGCAAAGGUGAGAUGGGUCUGAUGGUGGCCUCCACGCUGAAGCUGGGAAUAGCCAUAUUGAAUGGGGGGAACUCCACAGUGCAGCAGAAAAUGCUGGAUUACCUCAAAGACAAGAAAGAUGUGGGUUUCUUCCAGAGUCUGGCCAGACUCAUGCAGUCGUGCAGCGUUUUGGAUCUAAAUGCGUUUGAGCGACAGAACAAAGCAGAAGGUCUGGGAAUGGUGACAGAAGAAGGAUCAGACCAGUACCAGUCAGACCAGUACCAGUCAGACCAGUACCAGUCAGACCAGUAUCAGUCAGACCAGUACCAGUCAGACCAGUAUCAGUCAGACCAGUACCAGUCAGACCAGUAUCAGUCAGACCAGUACCAGUCAGACCAGUAUCAGUCAGACCAGUACCAGUCAGACCAGUAUCAGUCAGACCAGUACCAGUCAGACCAGUAUCAGUCAGACCAGUACCAGUCAGACCAGUACCAGUCAGACCAGUAUCAGUCAGACCAGUACCAGUCAGACCAGUAUCAGUCAGACCAGUACCAGUCAGACCAGUAUCAGUCAGACCAGUACCAGUCAGACCAGUACCAGUCAGACCAGUACCAGUCAGACCAGUAUCAGUCAGACCAGUACCAGUCAGACCAGUACCAGUCAGACCAGUAUCAGUCAGACCAGUACCAGUCAGACCAGUACCAGUCAGACCAGUACCAGUCAGACCAGUAUCAGUCAGACCAGUACCAGUCAGACCAGUACCAGUCAGACCAGUACCAGUCAGACCAGUACCAGUCAGACCAGUGGACAGGGCAGAGAGAGAAGGUCAUGCAGGACGAUCAGUUCACGUGUGACCUGUUCCGCUUCCUUCAGCUGCUCUGUGAAGGACACAACUCAGAUUUUCAGAACUACCUGAGGACACAGACCGGCAACAACACAACAGUCAACAUCAUCAUCUCUACAGUGGACUACCUCCUGCGAGUCCAGGAGUCCAUCAGUGACUUCUACUGGUAUUAUUCAGGCAAAGAUGUCAUCGAUGAGCAGGGCCAGAGGAACUUCUCCAAAGCCAUAAAUGUUGCGAAACAAGUCUUCAACACACUCACGGAGUAUAUCCAGGGGCCCUGCACGGGGAACCAGCAGAGCCUGGCUCAUAGUCGUCUGUGGGAUGCAGUGGUGGGAUUCCUGCAUGUGUUUGCUCAUAUGCAGAUGAAACUGUCCCAGGACUCCAGUCAAAUCGACCUAUUGAAAGAAUUGAUGGAUCUACAGAAGGACAUGGUGGUCAUGCUGCUGUCCAUGCUGGAAGGUAACGUGGUGAAUGGCACCAUUGGAAAGCAGAUGGUGGACAUGCUGGUAGAAUCCUCCAACAAUGUCGAAAUGAUCCUCAAAUUCUUCGACAUGUUCCUCAAACUGAAAGACUUGACCUCGUCCGAUGCCUUCAAGGAGUAUGACCAGGAUGGAAAAGGUGUGAUCUCGAAACGGGACUUCCACAAAGCCAUGGAGAGUCAUAAGCACUACACUCCAUCAGAGACGGACUUCCUUCUGUCCUGCGCCGAGACUGACGAGAAUGAACUCCUGGAUUAUGAGGAGUUUGUGCAGCGCUUCCACGAGCCUGCAAAGGACAUAGGCUUCAAUGUGGCCGUCCUGCUCACCAACCUGUCGGAGCACAUGCCCCACGACUGUCGGCUGCAGACCUUCCUGGAGCUGGCAGACAGCGUUCUCCACUACUUCCAGCCAUUUCUGGGCAGAAUUGAAAUCAUGGGUAGUGCCAAACGCAUUGAGAGGGUUUACUUUGAGAUCAGCGAGUCCAGCCGCACGCAGUGGGAGAAACCGCAGGUGAAAGAGUCCAAGCGGCAGUUCAUCUUUGACGUGGUGAAUGAAGGAGGGGAGAAGGAGAAGAUGGAGCUGUUUGUAAACUUCUGUGAGGACACCAUCUUUGAAAUGCAGCUUGCCGCACAGAUGUCUGACGCAGGAGAGCGCUUAAUGGUGAAAGAGGAGAGCGAGAAAGAACGGCCUGAUGAAGACACCUCUGACCAGGGCUUCUUCACCAUAAACACUGUCUGCAUGGCUCUGGUUACUCUCCGCUACAACCUACUUAUUCUGAUCAAGGUGCUGUCUGUGAAGAGCCUGAAGAAGCAGAUGAAGAGGGUGAAGAACAUGACGCUGAAGGAGCUGGUGGGGGCGCUCUUGUCCUGUUACUGCGCCAUCCUCCUGGGCCUGCUGCAUGUGGCCUUCAGCGUGGCCCGAGGCUUCUGCCGGAUCUUCUACAACACAUUCAUGGGCGGAAACCUGGUGGAGGGGGCUAAAACCAUAAAGGUGUCGGAGCUGCUCGCCAACAUGCCUGACCCCACCCAGGACGAGGUGCGAGGGGAGGGGGAGAGGGAGCGGCGGUCUGAGAGAAGCUCCGCCAAAGAAGACCUGGCCGACCUGGUGGUGAACACGAGUGACACGGAGCUGCUGUCAGACAUCUUUGGGCUGGACCUGAGGCGCGAGGGAGGCCAGUACAAGAUCACGCCCCACAACCCCAACGCCGGCCUGACCCAACUGCUCAGCAGCCCUGUGCCCCCGCCCACUCCCCCCACACAGCCCAGACAGCGCCACCUGUCCCAGACCUCAGCCCCAGAAGAAAAGGAACCCAGCUCUGAAGCAACAUGUGACACAGAAACUAAAUCAGAGACUGAGCAUGUGGAGAAAGACAAAGACCAGGCAGCGAAGGUGAAGGAGAAGCCCAAAGUGAGACGGCAGCGUGUCUCCAGAUCAGACGAGGGCGACCAGCAGGAGUCCGCGUUCUGGAAGAAGAUCUUGGCCUAUCAGAGGAAGAUGUUGAACUACUUCGCCAGGAACUUUUACAACAUGAGGAUGCUCGCGCUUCUCGUGGCUUUUGCCAUCAACUUCAUCCUCUUAUUCUAUAAGGUCUCCACUGCUUCAGCCUCAGUGGUGGAGGAGAGAGCGCCCCCUAGCCCUCAUGAGAGCACGGUGCAGCCUGACUCUGUGGACGCUCAGGUCCUGGGCGAGGUUGAUGCCGAGGUUCUGAUCGACUCAGGACUGUCCCGUAAACCCACCACUGUGCGCUUUGUCCUGGAGGAGAGCAGCGGCUACAUGGAGCCCACGCUGAGGAUCCUGGCCAUCCUCCACACUGUCAUCUCCUUCUUCUGCAUCAUCGGAUACUACUGUCUCAAGGUUCCUCUGGUUAUCUUUAAAAGGGAAAAGGAAGUGGCUCGAAAGCUGGAGUUUGAUGGUUUGUACAUCACAGAGCAGCCGUCUGAGGAUGACAUCAAAGGGCAGUGGGACAGGCUGGUCAUAAACACACAAUCGUUUCCAAACAAUUAUUGGGACAAGUUUGUGAAAAGAAAGGUGAUGGAUAAAUACGGUGAGUUCUAUGGUCAUGACCGAAUCAGCGAGCUCCUGGGGAUGGACAAGGCAGCCCUGGACUUCAGCGACUCUCAGAAGAAGAGGAAGCCUCGCAGAGACAGCUCAUUGGCCGCCGUACUUAAUUCCAUUGAUGUCCAGUACCAGAUUUGGAAGUUGGGAGUUGUUUUCACUGACAAUUCCUUCCUGUACCUGGCCUGGUACAUGACCAUGUCCAUCCUGGGGCACUACAACAACUUCUUCUUUGCCGCUCACCUGCUGGACAUCGCCAUGGGCUUUAAAACUCUGCGCACUAUCCUUUCAUCUGUGACUCACAACGGGAAGCAGCUGGUCCUGACCGUGGGGCUCCUGGCUGUGGUCGUUUACCUCUACACCGUGGUGGCGUUUAACUUCUUCAGAAAGUUCUACAACAAAAGCGAGGAUGGCGAGCUGCCGGACAUGAAGUGUGAUGACAUGCUGACGUGCUACAUGUUCCACAUGUAUGUGGGUGUGCGUGCUGGAGGAGGCAUCGGGGACCAGAUUGAGGACCCAGCCGGAGACGAAUACGAGAUUUACAGAAUCAUCUUCGACAUCACCUUCUUCUUCUUUGUUAUAGUCAUCCUGCUGGCCAUCAUCCAAGGUCUCAUCAUCGACGCCUUUGGAGAGCUGCGAGACCAGCAGGAGCAAGUGAAGGAAGACAUGGAGACUAAAUGCUUCAUCUGUGGAAUCGGAAAUGACUAUUUUGACACAGUGCCUCAUGGAUUUGAGACACACACUCUUCAGGAGCACAACUUGGCCAAUUACUUGUUCUUUGUGAUGUAUUUGAUCAACAAAGAUGAGACGGAGCACACUGGCCAGGAGUCCUAUGUGUGGAAGAUGUACCAGGAGCGCUGCUGGGAGUUCUUUCCUGCAGGAGACUGUUUCCGUAAACAACCCUCUCCUGUCCCAGUCAGACCCUCCCCUGUCCCAGUCAGACCCUCCUGUCCCAGUCUGACCCUCUCCUGUCCCAGUCUGACCCUCUCCUGUCCUAGUCAGACCCUCCCCUGUCCCAUCAGACUCUCUCCUGUCCUAGUGAGACCCUCUCCUGUCCUGGUCAGACCCUCUCCUGUCCUAGUGAGACCCUCUCCUGUCCUGGUCAGAACCUCUCCUGUCCUGGUCAGAUCCUCUCCUGUCCCAGUCAGACCCUCUCCUGUCCCAGUCAGACCCUCUCCUGUCCCAUCAGACCCUCUCUUGUCCUGGUCAGACCCUCUCCUGUCCUAUCAGACCCUCUCCUUUCCCAGUCAGACCCUCUUAUGUCCCAUCAGACUCUCUCCUGUCCCAGUCAGACCCUCUCCUGUCCCAGUCAGACCCUCUCCUGUCCCAUCAGAUCCUCUCCUGUCCCAGUCAGACCCUCUCCUGUCCCAUCAGACCCUCUCCUGUCCUGGUCAGACCCUCUCCUGUCCUAUCAGAUCCUCUCCUGUCCCAUCAGACCCUCCUGUCCCGGUCAGACCCUCUCCUGUCCCAUCAGACCCUCUCCUAUCCCAGUCAGACCCUCUCCUGUCCCAUCAGACCCUCUCCUGUCCCAGUCAGACCCUCUCCUGUCCCAGUCUGACCCUCUCCUGUCCUAGUCAGACCCUCUCCUGUCCUGGUCAGACCCUCUCCUGUCCUAGUGAGAUCCUCUCCUGUCCCAGUCAGACCCUCUCCUGUCCCAGUCAGACCCUCUCAUGUCCCAUCAGACUCUCUCCUGUCCCAGUCAGACCCUCUCCUGUCCCAUCAGACUCCCUCCUGUCCCAGUCAGACCCUCUCCUGUCCCAUCAGACUCUCUCCUGUCCUGGUCAGACCCUCUCCUGUCCCAUCAGACCCUCUCCUAUCCCAGUCAGACCCUCUCCUGUCCUGACCCUCUCCUGUCCCCAUCAGAUCCUCUCCUGUCCCAUCAGACCCUCCUGCCCCCUUAGACCCUCUCCUGUCCCCAUCAGACCCUCUCCUGUCCCAUCAGACCCUCUCCUGUCCCCAUCAGACCCUCUCCUGUCCCCAUCAGACCCUCUCCUGUCUCAUCAGAUCCUCUCCUGUCCCAGUCAGACCCUCUCCUGUCCCAUCAGACCCUCCUGUCCCAUCAGACCCUCUCCUGUCCCAGUCAGAGCCUCUCCUGUCCCAUCAGACCCUCCUGCCCCCUUAGAUCCUCUCCUGUCCCCAUCAGACCCUCUCCUGUCCCCAUCAGAUCCUCUCCUGUCCCAUCAGACCCUCUCCUGUCCCAGUCAGACCCUCUCCUGUCCCAUCAGACCCUCCUGCCCCCUUAGAUCCUCUCCUGUCCCCAUCAGACCCUCUCCUGUCCCCAUCAGACCCUCUCCUGUCCCAUCAGACCCUCUCCUGUCCCCAUCAGACCCUCUCCUGUCCCCAUCAGACCCUCUCCUGUCUCAUCAGACCCUCUCCUGUCCCAGUCAGACCCUCUCCUGUCCCAUCAGACCCUCCUGUCCCAUCAGACCCUCUCCUGUCCCAUCAGACCCUCUCCUGUCCCAACCCUCUCCUGUCCUGGUCAGACCCUCUCCUGUCCUAGUGAGACCCUCUCCUGUCCUGGUCAGAACCUCUCCUGUCCUGGUCAGAUCCUCUCCUGUCCCAGUCAGACCCUCUCCUGUCCCAGUCAGACCCUCUCCUGUCCCAUCAGAUCCUCUCUUGUCCUGGUCAGACCCUCUCCUGUCCUAUCAGAACCUCUCCUUUCCCAGUCAGACCCUCUUAUGUCCCAUCAGACUCUCUCCUGUCCCAGUCAGACCCUCUCCUGUCCCAGUCAGACCCUCUCCUGUCCCAUCAGAUCCUCUCCUGUCCCAGUCAGACCCUCUCCUGUCCCAUCAGACCCUCUCCUGUCCUGGUCAGACCCUCUCCUGUCCUAUCAGACCCUCUCCUGUCCCAUCAGACCCUCCUGUCCCGGUCAGACCCUCUCCUGUCCCAUCAGACCCUCUCCUAUCCCAGUCAGACCCUCUCCUGUCCCAUCAGAUCCUCUCCUGUCCCAGUCAGACCCUCUCCUGUCCCAGUCUGACCCUCUCCUGUCCUAGUCAGACCCUCUCCUGUCCUGGUCAGACCCUCUCCUGUCCUAGUGAGACCCUCUCCUGUCCCAGUCAGACCCUCUCCUGUCCCAGUCAGACCCUCUCAUGUCCCAUCAGACUCUCUCCUGUCCCAGUCAGACCCUCUCCUGUCCCAUCAGACUCCCUCCUGUCCCAGUCAGAUCCUCUCCUGUCCCAUCAGACUCUCUCCUGUCCUGGUCAGACCCUCUCCUGUCCCAUCAGACCCUCUCCUAUCCCAGUCAGACCCUCUCCUGUCCUGACCCUCUCCUGUCCCAUCAGACCCUCUCCUGUCCCCAUCAGACCCUCUCCUGUCCCCAUCAGACCCUCUCCUGUCUCAUCAGACCCUCUCCUGUCCCAGUCAGACCCUCUCCUGUCCCAUCAGACCCUCCUGUCCCAUCAGACCCUCUCCUGUCCCAGUCAGACCCUCUCCUGUCCCAUCAGACCCUCCUGCCCCCUUAGAUCCUCUCCUGUCCCCAUCAGACCCUCUCCUGUCCCCAUCAGAUCCUCUCCUGUCCCAUCAGACCCUCUCCUGUCCCCAUCAGAUCCUCUCCUGUCCCCAUCAGACCCUCUCCUGUCCCAUCAGACCCUCUCCUGUCCCAGUCAGACCCUCUCCUGUCCCAUCAGACCCUCCUGCCCCCUUAGAUCCUCUCCUGUCCCCAUCAGAUCCUCUCCUGUCCCAUCAGACCCUCUCCUGUCCCAGUCAGAUCCUCUCCUGUCCCAUCAGACCCUCUCCUGUCCCCAUCAGAUCCUCUCCUGUCCCAUCAGAUCCUCUCCUGUCCCAGUCAGAUCCUCUCCUGUCCCAUCAGACCCUCCUGCCCCCUUAGACCCUCUCCUGUCCCCAUCAGAUCCUCUCCUGUCCCAUCAGACCCUCUCCUGUCCCCAGUCAGACCCUCUCCUGUCCCAUCAGACCCUCUCCUGUCCCCAGUCAGACCCUCUCCUGUCCCAUCAGACCCUCCUGCCCCCUCAGACCCUCUCCUGUCCCCAUCAGACUCUCUCCUGUCCCAUCAGACCCUCCUGCCCCCUUAGACCCUCUCCUGUCCCCAUCAGACUCUCUCCUGUCCCAUCAGACCCUCCUGCCCCCUUAGACCCUCUCCUACCCUCUCCUGUCCCAUCAGACCCUCUCCUGUCCCCAUCAGACCCUCUCCUGUCCCCAUCAGACCCUCUCCUGUCUCAUCAGACCCUCUCCUGUCCCAGUCAGACCCUCUCCUGUCCCAUCAGACCCUCCUGUCCCAUCAGACCCUCUCCUGUCCCAACCCUCUCCUGUCCCAUCAGACCCUCUCCUGUCCCAGUCAGACCCUCUCCUGUCCCAUCAGACCCUCCUGCCCCCUUAGAUCCUCUCCUGUCCCCAUCAGAUCCUCUCCUGUCCCAUCAGACCCUCUCCUGUCCCAGUCAGACCUCUCCUGUCCCAUCAGACCCUCUCCUGUCCCCAUCAGAUCCUCUCCUGUCCCAUCAGAUCCUCUCCUGUCCCAGUCAGAUCCUCUCCUGUCCCAUCAGACCCUCCUGCCCCCUUAGACCCUCUCCUGUCCCCAUCAGAUCCUCUCCUGUCCCAUCAGACCCUCUCCUGUCCCCAGUCAGACCCUCUCCUGUCCCAUCAGACCCUCUCCUGUCCCCAGUCAGACCCUCUCCUGUCCCAUCAGACCCUCCUGCCCCCUCAGACCCUCUCCUGUCCCCAUCAGACCCUCUCCUGUCCCAUCAGACCCUCUCCUGUCCCCUGUGA